This is a messenger RNA of Arvicanthis niloticus (Nile rat), 4795 nucleotides long. NCBI's taxonomy places the organism in Eukaryota, Metazoa, Chordata, Mammalia, Rodentia, Muridae. The record is from RefSeq and is a predicted model, not a curated record.
CUUCUGUUUUUGGCAGUUGACUGUUGGGAUGGCCCAGAUGGAGAGCCAGUGGUCCACCAUGGUUAUACUCUCACUUCAAAAAUUCUCUUCAGAGAUGUUGUGGAGACCAUCAACAAGCAUGCAUUCGUGAAGAAUGAGUUCCCAGUUAUACUGUCCAUUGAGAACCACUGCAGUAUUCAGCAGCAGAGGAAGAUUGCUCAGUACCUGAAAGGAAUAUUCCAGGACAAACUGGACCUGUCAUCUGUAGACACAGGAGAGUGCAGGCAGCUUCCAAGCCCUCAGAGUCUGAAAGGCAAAAUCCUAGUGAAGGGCAAGAAGUUGCCGUAUCACCUCGGGGAUGAUGCAGAGGAAGGGGAAGUGUCAGAUGAGGACAGUGCAGAUGAGAUUGAAGAUGAGUGCAAGCUCAAGCUGCAUUACAGUAACGGGACCACUGAGCACCAGGUAGAAUCUUUCAUACGGAAAAAGCUGGAGUCACUGUUGAAGGAGUCUCAGAUUCGAGACAAAGAAGAUCCAGACAGUUUCACAGUGAGGGCGUUACUCAAGGCUACACAUGAAGGCUUAAACGCACACCUGAAGCAGAACCUGGAUGUGAAGGAAAGUGGAAAGAAGUCCCAUGGGCGAUCCCUGAUGGCCAACUUUGGGAAGCACAAGCAGAAAACUACGAAAUCACGUUCUAAAUCCUACAGUACUGAUGAUGAGGAAGAUAUCCUUCAGAAUCCGGGCAAGGAGGGAGGCCAGCUGUACAGGCUCGGCCGCCGAAGGAGGACCAUGAAACUCUGCAGAGAGCUCUCGGACUUGGUGGUGUACACAAACUCCGUGGCAGCCCAGGAUAUUGUGGAUGAUGGGACCACGGGGAAUGUGCUGUCCUUCAGCGAAACAAGAGCUCAUCAAGUGGUCCAGCAGAAGUCAGAGCAGUUCAUGAUCUACAACCAAAAACAGCUCACAAGGAUUUACCCCUCUGCCUACCGCAUCGAUUCCAGUAACUUCAACCCUCUGCCCUACUGGAAUGCAGGCUGCCAGCUAGUGGCUCUGAACUACCAAUCUGAAGGGCGAAUGAUGCAGAUAAAUCGAGCAAAAUUCAAGGCAAACGGCAACUGUGGCUACAUCCUCAAGCCCCAGCAAAUGUGCAAAGGUACAUUCAAUCCUUUCUCUGGUGACCCACUUCCUGCCAACCCCAAAAAACAGCUCAUACUGAAAGUGAUCAGUGGACAGCAACUCCCCAAACCCCCUGACUCUAUGUUUGGGGACCGAGGCGAGAUCAUUGACCCUUUUGUUGAAGUUGAAAUUAUUGGGCUGCCAGUAGACUGUUGCAAGGACCAAACUCGAGUGGUGGAUGACAACGGAUUUAACCCUGUGUGGGAAGAAACCCUAACUUUUACAGUUCACAUGCCAGAAAUAGCUUUGGUUCGGUUCCUUGUGUGGGAUCAUGAUCCUAUCGGAAGAGACUUUGUCGGGCAAAGGACUGUGACCUUCAGCAGCCUAGUACCCGGCUACCGGCAUGUCUACCUGGAAGGACUCACGGAAGCAUCUAUUUUUGUUCACAUAACAAUCAAUGAGAUCUUUGGAAAGAACAGACAGCUCCAAGGCCUGAAAGGGCUGUUCAAUAAGAAUCCCAGGCACAGUUCUUCAGAAAACAACUCACAUUAUAUUCGGAAGCGAUCAAUUGGAGAUAGAAUUCUGCGGCGUACAGCCAGCGCUCCAGCCAAAGGCAGGAAGAAGAGCAAAGUGGGCUUCCAAGAAAUGGUUGAGAUAAAAGAUUCUGUCUCUGAGGCUGCAAGAGAUCAAGAUGGUGUCCUCAGGAGGACCACACGGAGCCUGCAAGUGCGCCCUGUGUCUAUGCCCGUUGACAAGAGCCUUCUGGGGGCUUUGUCACUGCCCAUAUCUGAAGCAGCAAAAGACACAGAUGGAAAAGAAAACCAUCUGGCAGAGGACAAGGAUGACGGAAGAAAGGGGACAGCAACUAUAAAAGACCCACAUUUUUCAAAUUUCAACAAAAAGUUAUCCUCCUCCUCCAGUGCACUCCUCCACAAAGAUGCCAACCAAGGGCCAACUACCAGUGUAUCAAACCCAGAACAGUGUGGAGGAUCAGGUGCAAAGAGUGGGAGGAUCAAACCAAAUAUGACAAAUGAUUGCCAGGAAAAUCACAGUCCCCCAAAAUUCCUCUCUCCAAGGAAACAUUUGGCGCUUGAUCCUGCGACGAAGGGACUGCAAGAUCUGCAUGGAAUGAGAACCGAUGAAAAUGAACAGGCCGAGGGCUUCGCGGGAGGGAAAAGCACGCUGUCCGGAAGCGUUCUUUCUCAAAGUUCUCUGGAAGUGGAGAAUCUGGAAGGCAGCAGGGCCAAGGGCAGAGCUGCAACGUCCUUUUCUCUCUCCGACAUCUCCGCACUCUGUUCUGACAUCCCUGAUUUACAUUCAACUGCCAUUCUACAGGACACUGAAAUUUCCAAUCUCAUUGAUGACGUGACUUUAACAAGUGAGAACCAGUCGGGCAGUUCCAUCUCAGCACUGAUUGGCCAGUUUGAAGAGAGCAACCACCCGGCUAACGUUACUGUAGUUUCUCAUCUCCUUAGCACCAAUGGGACAUCAGGAGGUGCCCCUAUGCCGAUCACAUUGGGCCUCCAAACACCCUUAAAGCAUGGAUUUUCCCAGGGGAAACACAAAGCCUCCUUCUUGUGCUCAUCUCCUGAGCUGAACAAGCUCUCUAGUGCUGAAACCACCAAACUGGCAAAUAACAUAGUUGCUUGUGGAGCGAUUGGCUCUCCCAUCUCUACACCAAAGCCAAGUGAUGACCCUUCUGAUAAAGCCAAGACAAGGGUCAUGGAAGGCAACAUGCAUGGGUUCCCUGAUGCUUCUCCUGGUCAGUUUCCCAAAAGCCCCACCCAUGAAGAGCACCAAAGGCAAGUGAUGAACAGCCCUGCUCUCUCUAUGGAGUUGGCCAUGGAAGAUAUAAUUGCAGACCCCAUUCUCUAUAUAAAUUCUGCAGACAGCAGUCUUGUGGAAAUUGAUGGAGAAUCUGAAAACCUGUCUUUAACAACCUGUGACUACGGAGGAGAAGCUCGGAAUCAACUUGUUUCUCCACUAAAACUGCAGCAGAGCCAGGAGAUGGUGGAACACAUCCAGAGAGGCUUGAGGAAUGGCUACUGUAAAGAGAUGCUCCUCCCUUCUGAAAUAUUCAACAAUAUUCCAGGUGUCAAAAAUCAUAGUAUUUCUCAUCUAACCUAUCAGGGUGCUGGCUUUGUGUAUAACCAUUUCUCAAGUUCAGAUGCAAAAACGAACCAAAUCUGUGGGUCCCAGCAGCCUAGGGCUCCAGAUAUGCAUGCCCCUACACCCUCACAGUCAACACAUGCUCCUUUGGCUGCUUUGAAACUGCCAAGUCCAUGCAAAUCCAAAAGCCUGGGGGACUUAACAUCAGAGGACAUUGCCUGCAAUUUUGAAAGCAAGUACCAAUGUAUUAGUAGGAGUUUUGUGACAAACGACAUUAGAGACAAGAACGUGACUAUGAAGACAAAGUCACUAGAGCCUUUAGAUGCCCUAACCGAACAGCUCCGGAAGCUGGUGUCCUUUGACCAAGAAGACAGCUGUCAAGUGCUGUACUCAAAGCAGGAUGUCAAUCAGUGUCCCAGGGCAUUAGUCAGAAAGUUGUCAUCUAGAAGUCAGAGCAGAGUGCGCAACAUUGCUAGCCGUGCCAAGGAGAAGCAGGAAGCUGGCAAGCAAAAAGCUAUGACCCAGAGCACCAGAGGAGGAGUGGUCCUUAGAAGUAAACCGCCAGCCCCUGCUCUGGCCAUGAACCGUCACUCCACGGGCUCGUACAUUGCAAGCUACCUGAGGAACAUGAAAGCUGGUGGCCUAGAGGGUCGAGGCAUCCCAGAGGGGGCAUGCACGGCCCUGCGCUACGGCUACAUGGACCAGUUUUGUUCGGAUAAUUCAGUUCUGCAGACUGAACCAAGCAGUGAAGAUAAACCCGAAAUUUAUUUUCUUCUGAGGCUUUGAAUUAUAUAAAGCUGCAUUUUCAUGGUGUACAUGAUAUUCUAUAGGAUGUUAGAUUUUUUUUUUCCUAUUGUCAGUAAAUAUAAUACUGGGCUUUGAAAUGAUUUCCAAAUGUAUUUUUAAACUUGUAUUUUGGUCUCCCAUUGACUUAUGCAUUUGUAUAUAGAUUCUGUGACAUUUCCCGGGAACCCAUGAACUUUCCCCCAAGGUAUUGUAAACUGUGUCAGUAUGAAAUGUGUGCAUGCCCUUCAUGUGAAACUUCUCAGCAGCUUGGGUCACAGUGUGCAUAUGUUGCACAGAAAUGUUUUUCCGUGUCCUCCGAUUACAGUCCCAGAGGCUGUCACCGUUACUCACUAAGUGUUGAGCUGACUUAAGAUUAAACUUUGAAAACCAUAAAGGGAUGGAUUCUUUAUUUGAAGCUACAUUUUCCUUCUGAAUUGAGAGGCCCAGAUUCAGUUUUAUAAUCCAUUUAAAAGAAAUGUUUUAAGUGGUUACGUUGUGCCCUUUAUGAUUUCCACAGGCCACCCAAAGUGGGAAUUCCAUGAAGAUAGAUAGUGUCUCUCUAGCCCCCAAAGCCCCUUUAGAAUAGGCUGUGAGGAAGAAAACGAACUUAUGUAGAUAAGGACAAGUUAGUUUGUUUUGCAAUAAAUUUUGUUACAUAUUUUUGCUAAUGGCUUUGUAUGUAACAAGAAUCCAGUUGCCAAGCUAGCUGUCAUACAUUAAGAUUGAAUAUAAUGGCUUUCAGAAUGAGAGACUUUCAGCUGGGUAUGGUGGCUCACAACUUUAAUCCCAGCAGAAGCAGAUGAGU